Molecule: messenger RNA, 2973 nt
Organism: Rhodotorula toruloides NP11
Lineage: Eukaryota; Fungi; Basidiomycota; Microbotryomycetes; Sporidiobolales; Sporidiobolaceae
Product: subtilisin-like protease
Exons: 10
Coding region: 1-2973 (990 amino acids)
Biological process (GO): proteolysis
Cellular component (GO): membrane; cytosol; cell wall
Molecular function (GO): tripeptidyl-peptidase activity; serine-type endopeptidase activity
Source: RefSeq, a predicted model, not a curated record
AUGGGCACUGUACGCGACCGAGCCUCGCCUACACUCUCGCUCGUCCUCCUCGUCCUCCUCGCCUUCGCACAACUCGCCUCUGCGUCGUUCGCUUCGAUCAAGGCUCGGCAGGACAGGGACAAGCCGCAGGCUCCUCCGACCUAUGGCGGCCAGGAGAUUGUUCCCGGCUCAUUCUUGAUCGAGGUUGGCGCAAAUUCGCUCAGCAAGAGGGCGAGCGGAGCUGUUGACCUCUCACAAGUCCUCACGCACCUCGCCUCGCCUCCCUCUUCAACCGGCAAGCCCUUCUCCCUUCCAGCCUUCUCAACCUCGCGCACGCUCGCCGCUCGUCCCUCGCUCUUCAGCGGCGCCGUCGUCAAAGUCGCGGAUCCUGCCCUCCUUCAGAAGCUCAAGGAAGGGAGCGAGUCGAUUGUCAAGCAGAUCCUGCAAGAGCUCGAGGGCGUCGAUGGCAUCUCGCGCGCCUGGCCGCUCCGAAUCCUUCCUCGCCCCUCGGCCGUGAUUAACAAAGACGAAGGCGGAGGCAUCUCGUCUGGAUCGGCAGCCUUCGGCGCCUCCCUCGCCUCGUCGCUCGCGAAGCGCAGCGGGACGACCUUCCCUCCCGCAUCGGCCUAUCUCAACGACACCUUCAAUCCGCACGUCAUGACCGGCGUAGACAAGCUGCACAAUCAGGGCAUCCUCGGCUCGAACACGAUCAAGGUUGGCAUCCUCGACACAGGCGUCGACUACCUCAACCCCAUCCUCGGCGGCUGCUUCGGUCCCGGCUGCCACAUCUCGUUCGGUGGCGACUACACGGUGGACCCUCCCGGUCCCGACCCGUAUGUCAACUGCACGGACCACGGAACGCACGUCACCGGAACAGUCGGCGCUCUCGCCAAUCCGCUCGGCUUCAGCGGUGUCGCUCCGAACGUCCAGAUAGGUCACUACAAGGUCUUCCGUUGCUCUGGCGGCGUUCCUGAAGAUGUCCUCGUUGCGGCCUUGACGGCGGCCACGAACGACAACGUCGACGUCGUUACGCUCUCGAUCGGUGGGCGCUCAGGCUGGCUCAACGCUAACCCGUCGCAGGUCGUGCUCGAGCGGAUGACGAGCCAAGAAGGAAUCGUCGCGACCGUCUCGGCAGGCAACAGUCGCUCGGAGGGUCUCUUCUUCGCCGAGUCGCCCGCAGCGCUGAUCGGCGGUAUGAGCGUUGGCAGCAUCGACGUCGAGCAGCUUCCCGCCUAUCCGGCACAAGUCGUUCCCUUCGGUUCUCUUCCUUACCUCUCGUCCCUUCCUCUCGACGUCUCGAGCCUCCCCGCCUCACGUAACGGCUACCGGCUCUACUUCACGAGCACCACGACGACCGCCGCGGACGACGCUUGCAACCCGCUGCCAAACAGCACGCCCGACCUUUCCAACUUGAUCACGGUCGUUCGCCGUGGAACUUGCUCGUUCUACAGCCAGAUGGCCAACAUUGCGGCGAAGGGCGGCAAAGUCGCGCUCGUCUACAACUCCCCGAACGCAAAUACCAUGGUUCCGUACUAUCAAGCAGCCGGCACAAGCCUUGCUGCUGUUGCCGCGCUACGCUGCUCGGCUGGUACAACUCUCGUCCUCGCGGUCUUUACAUCUCCUUUCCACGCGACGCUCCUCUCCUACUUCUCCGAAUUCGGCCCUACGUUCGAGCUGUUCGGCCAGCCUACGCUGUCGGGACCAGGCGGCAACAUCUUGUCGACCUUCCCGCUCGCUCUCGGCGGCCUCGGCGUCAUCUCCGGCACGAGCAUGUCUACUCCGUUUGUCGCCGGCGCAUCCGCCCUCCUCCUCUCGCAACGCAAGGCGGACAACCUCAACCCGGCGGACGUUCGCGCCUUGCUGUCCUCGACGGCUAGCAAGCGCGGGACGACGAUCAACGGCACGGCCUUCGAGACGGUCCUCCUCCAAGGCGGCGGCCUCGUCCAGGUCGACAAGGCCAUCUCGACUCGCACGAUCGUCUCCCCCUUCGAGCUGAUGCUCAACGACACGGCAUUCCCUGCGCACACCCAGAAGAUCACGCUCCGCAACACGAACCCGUUCCCGAUGCAGUACAGCGUCACGACCUCGUCGGCUCAGGCGUACGGAACCUACGACAACGGCGCCUCGACCGACAUCCUCAUCUCGACGAACCCGAAGCCGGUCUACCCGCAGUCGGGAGUGGCGGCCUUCUCGACGCAGCGACUCAGGCUGCAGGCCGGCCAGACUUACACGUUUACCGUGACCAUCCCUCAACCUCGGUUCAAUGCCAUGACGAUUGCUCGCUUCCCGCUCUACUCGGGCUACGUCGACAUCAGCGGAGUGAGCGUCAACCGCAAGCACUCGGAGGAGCUGCACAUCCCGUACUUCGGGUUGGCGGCCGCGAUGAGCGAUAUGCCCGUCCUCGACUCGACAGCCACGAUCUACGGCGACGUCGCCUACCCGUUCAUUGCGAAUUCCGGCUACUCAGUCUUCGACGCGCCCGGUUCGCUCAGUGGCUCCGAGACCUACAGCAUCCUCUUCCGCCUCGCUGCCGGCACACGUUUCGGCUCAGUGGACGUUAUUCUGUCCUCCGACGCUCCGCCUACCACGAUCCCGACUGAACGCAUACCAUCAACGCGUCCGAAUCGCAUGGCUCGUCGCUCUCGCAAAGCGGACCUGGAGGAGCGAAACGCCGCAUCCCACGCUUCUCAUCCCAUCUCGCCUCGUGACUUGGAGGUACGCGGACAGUCAACAGCCCUCUACAGCGAUACGCCCAUCGUCGGGACGAUUGAGUCGGCUAGCCUGCUCCCGCGCGACUAUCUCGUCGACAGCCCCGCCGAUUUCCAACAGUACUCGGAUUUCACCGUCCCCUUUGCGCCCGACUACUCUGGCUUCGGCCUCCAGGACGGUACAGAGUACCGUGUGCUCGUCCGUGCCUUGCGAACGACGGCGGACCCAAAGCUUGCCUCGUCAUACGAGUCGUGGGUCUCCUACCCGUUCACCAUCUCCCACUAG